GCAGGGCGAGGCCAGGGCGGGGUCUCCAGCAGUCUUCUGUCGAUCCCGAGUGGAGCUGGCUGCCGCGAAUGCGCGAGUGCGUGCGCCGAGCCCGUGGAGUCGCCACUCCCUGCCGCCGCCCCGGCCGGUCCCCUACCUUCCGUGUGGGCGCCGCCGGGAUGGGGGGCCGUCGGGGACUGGGCCAGCCGCGGGCUGGCCUCUGCCUGCUCUUGGCCUUGCUGCAGCUUCCGCCUCGGACACAGGCCGCAGACCCUGUGGAUGUGCUGAAGGUGCUGGGUGUGCGGGGGGGCCAGGCUGGGGUCCCUGAGGUGCCUGGCUUCUGCCCCCAGAGGGCUCCAGAGGGCGACCGGGCAUUCAGAGUGGGCAAGGCCAGCACACUAGGUGCCCCCACGUGGGAACUCUUUCCAGAUGGACACUUUCCUGAGAACUUCUCUGUGCUGAUCACUCUUCGGGCCCAACCAGCCAACCACUCUAUCCUUCUGUCCGUUUAUGAUGAGGGUGGUGCCCGGCAGUUGGGCCUGGCGCUGGGGCCAGCUCUGGACCUCUUAGGUGGGCCCUUUAGACCCCUCCCCCAUCAGGUCAACCUCACAGAUGGCAGAUGGCACCGUGUGGCAGUCAGUGUGGACGGCAGCGUGGUGACUCUGGUGGCUGACUGUGACCCUCAGCCCCCUGUGUUGGGUCAGGGGCCUCGAUUCAUCAGCACAGGUGGACUCAUUGUGCUGGGGACCCAGGAUCUCGGGGAGGAGAGUUUCGAGGGAGACAUUCAGGAGCUGCUGAUAAGCCCAGACCCUCAGGCUGCCUUCCAGGCCUGUGAGCAGUACCUUCCUGGCUGUGACCACCUGGACCCGACAGCCACUGGGGUCCCCCAGGGUGAGCCAGAAACCCCACCCCCUCACCGAAAGAGGAAGGGAAAGGGGAAGAAAAAAGGGCGUGGUCAUAAGGGGAAGGGCAGGAAGAAGAAGAACAAGGAGACCUUGACCCUGGCUCCAUCUCUUGGCUCUCUGGAGAACCAGACCUCCACGGACAUCCCCAAGAUGGAGACAGCAUCUCCAACUCCCCCUCCAACGCCCACGCCCCUGGUCAUCACCACCACUGUGACUGUUGGUCAAAACGUCACCACCCUGGAGGGAGGGCUGGACCCUGACAGUGGAGCUGAACUGGGGACCCUGGAGACAGAGUUAGCCAGAGAAGAUGAAGAAGGAGGUGGCCCCACCAUGGGCCCGGACUUCCGGGCAGCAGAACAGUCAUCACGAGCUCAGUUCCAGAUCUUUCCUGGCGCUGGAGAGAAGGGAGAGAAAGGAGAACCUGCAGUGAUUGAAGAGGUGAGUGGCCUGGGGCUGGAGAAAGUGGUGGAACCGGGGCUAGACCGGGGGUCACACUCAUUUCUCCUUCAGGGACAGCAGUUUGAGGGACCUCCAGGAGCCCCAGGGCCCCGGGGGGUGGUCGGCCCCUCAGGCCCUCCUGGACCCCCAGGAUUCCUUGGGGACCCCGGUCCACCGGGCCCCGCUGGCCUCCCAGGCAUCCCUGGCAUCGACGGAGUCCGGGGCCUGCCGGGCACUGUGAUCAUGAUGCCGUUCCAGUAUGCAAGCGGCUCCCUCAAAGGACCCCCAGUCUCCUUCCAGCAGGCACAGGCUCAGGCAAUACUGCAACAGGCUCAGCUCUCUAUGAAAGGCCCCCCUGGCCCGGUAGGGCUCACUGGGCGCCCAGGCCCCGUGGGUCUCCCUGGGUAUCCAGGCCUGAAAGGAGAGAUGGGAGAAAUGGGGCCACAGGGUCCCCGAGGCCUUCAGGGACCUGUUGGGCCUCCUGGCCGACAGGGCAAGAUGGGACGCUCUGGAGCAGAUGGGGCUCGGGGCCUCCCAGGAGACACAGGACCGAAGGGUGACAGGGGCUUUGACGGCCUUCCAGGGCUGCCUGGCGAGAAGGGCCAACAGGGUGACUUUGGCCAUACGGGGCAACCUGGUCCUCCGGGAGAAGAUGGUGAGAAGGGAGCAGAGGGACCUCCAGGGCCCACUGGCCAGGCGGGAGAGCCGGGUCCCCGAGGACUGAUCGGCCCUAGAGGCUCCCCUGGCCCCCUGGGAAGCCCGGGUGCAGUCGGCAUCGAUGGUGCUCCAGGUGCCAAAGGGAACGUGGGUCCUCCAGGAGAACCAGGCCCCCCAGGACAGCAGGGAAAUCCUGGGUCUCAGGGAAUCCCUGGCCCCCAGGGACCCAUUGGCAUUCCUGGGGAGAAGGGUCUCCCUGGACACCCAGGAAUUCCAGGCCUCACAGGAUCUGAUGGCCCUCCGGGUCAUCCAGGCCACGAGGGCCCCACAGGAGAGAAAGGAGCCCAGGGUCCACCAGGGUCGGCAGGCCCUCCGGGAUAUCCUGGACCUCGGGGUGUGAAGGGUACCUCUGGCAACCGAGGCCUUCAGGGGGAGAAAGGCGAGAAGGGAGAGGAUGGCUUUGCAGGCUUCAAGGGUGACGGGGGGCUUAAAGGCGAUUGGGGACCCCCUGGACCACCAGGUCCCCGGGGAGAGGAUGGUCCUGAAGGGCUUAAAGGGCAGGAGGGGCUGCCUGGUGAGGAGGGGCCCCCAGGCUCAGCUGGGGAGAAGGGCAAACUUGGGGUGCCUGGUCUCCCAGGUUACCCAGGACGUCCAGGCCCUAAGGGAUCUACUGGCCUUCCUGGUCCCCUGGGACCAAUAGGAGAGAAAGGAAAGCGGGGGAAGGCAGGGCAGCCUGGUCUGGAGGGAGAGCGGGGACCACAAGGCUCCCGUGGAGAGAGGGGGCAACCAGGUUCCACAGGGCAACCAGGCCCCAAGGGUGAUGUAGGCCAGGAUGGAGCCCCUGGGAUCCCUGGAGAAAAGGGCCUCCCGGGGCUACAAGGGCCCCCUGGAUUCCCUGGGCCAAAGGGCCCCCCUGGCCCCCAGGGGAAAGAUGGGCGACCUGGGCACCCUGGACAGAGAGGAGACUUGGGCUUUCAAGGUCAAACAGGCCCACCUGGUCCAGCUGGUGUUGUGGGUCCUCAGGGAAAGACAGGAGAAGCAGGACCUCUAGGUGAGCGGGGGCCCCCAGGCCCUCCUGGACCUCCUGGUGAACAAGGUCUUCCAGGACUGGAGGGCAGAGAGGGGGCCAAGGGGGAGCUGGGGCCAACGGGACCCUUUGGGAAGGAAGGACCACCUGGACCUAGGGGCUUCCCUGGCCCCAAAGGAGCCCCAGGGGACCCUGGACCUAUAGGUUUGAAGGGUGACAGAGGCCCCCCGGGCCCCAUCGGGGCCAAUGGCUCCCCUGGGGAGCGUGGUCCUGUGGGCCCAGCAGGAGGCAUUGGACUUCCUGGCCAAAGUGGAAGCCCAGGCCCUGUUGGCCCUGCAGGAGAGAAGGGGUCCCCGGGUGAACGUGGUCCCCCUGGUCCCACUGGCCAAGAUGGGAUCCCAGGGCCCCUGGGGCUUCCAGGGCCCCCUGGAGCUGUUGGGCCUUCUGGGGAAGAAGGGUACAAGGGGGAGGUGGGCAGCCCUGGUCACAAGGGGAGCAAAGGCGAUAAGGGGGAUGCGGGCCCACCUGGACCAACAGGGAUACGGGGUCCUGCGGGACACCCAGGUUCCCCGGGAGCAGAUGGCGCUCAGGGACGCCGGGGACCCCCGGGCCUCUUUGGGCAGAAAGGAGAUGAUGGAGUGAGAGGCUUCGUGGGGGUGAUUGGCCCCCGUGGCCUUCAGGGACUGCCAGGCCCUCCUGGAGAAAAAGGGGAGGUCGGAGACGUGGGGUCCAUGGGUCCCCCUGGAGCUCCAGGUCCUCGGGGUCCCCCUGGCCCUAGUGGAUCAGAGGGCUCCCCAGGGCCACCUGGAGGAAUUGGUCAGCCAGGCGCUGUGGGCGAGAAGGGUGAGCCAGGGGAGGCUGGAGAUCCCGGACCCCCAGGAGUCCCAGGCAUCCUUGGGCCCAAGGGAGAAGUUGGUGAAAAGGGGGACUCAGGCCCAUCUGGGGCUGCAGGACCCCCAGGCAAGAAGGGCCCCCCUGGGGAGGAUGGAGCCAAAGGGAACGUGGGCCCCACAGGGCUCCCAGGAGAUCCAGGACCCCCUGGAGACCCUGGAGUUUCGGGUCUAGAUGGUUCUCCAGGGGAGAAAGGAGACCCUGGUGACGUUGGAGGACCGGGCCCACCUGGAGCUUCCGGGGAGCCUGGCCCCCCUGGGCCCCCUGGCAAGAGGGGUCCUCCUGGUCACAUGGGACGAGAAGGUAGAGAAGGGGAGAAAGGUGCCAAGGGGGAGCCAGGUCCUGACGGGCCCAUAGGGAGAACAGGUCCUGUCGGGGCUCGAGGGCCCCCUGGGCGUGUUGGGCCUGAGGGUCUUCGGGGGAUCCCUGGCCCUGUGGGUGAACCAGGCCUCCUGGGACCUCCUGGACAGAUGGGCCCUCCUGGCCCCAUGGGACCCUCCGGCCUCCCAGGGCUGAAGGGAGAGGCUGGCCUCAAGGGGGAAAAGGGCCACAUCGGACUAAUUGGCCUCAUCGGCCCCCCUGGAGAGGCUGGCGAGAAAGGGGACCAGGGGCUGCCAGGCGUGCAGGGCCCUCCUGGCCCCAAGGGAGAGCCCGGUCCCCCUGGUCCCAUUGGCCCUUCAGGCCACCCUGGGCCCCCAGGCGUGGCGGGCCCUCUGGGACAGAAGGGCUCGAAGGGGGUGCCGGGAUCCCUCGGCCCCCGUGGAGACCCAGGCCCCCCAGGCCCCCCAGGCCCCCCGGGUUCCCCUGCGGAGCUGCAUGGGCUGCGCCGGCGGCGGCGCUCCGUCCCGGGCAGGGGAGUGCUGGAGGCCCCGGAGGGCGGCCUGGAGGAGGUACUGGCUUCUCUCCUGUCGCUGAGCUUUGAGCUGGAGCAGAUGCGGCGCCCUCCCGGCACCGCGGAGCGCCCGGGUCUUGUGUGCGGCGAACUACACCGCAACCACCCGCACCUGCCAGAUGGGGAAUACUGGAUUGACCCCAACCAGGGCUGCGCGCGAGACGCGCUCAGGGUUUUCUGCAACUUCACGGCAGGAGGAGAGACCUGCCUCUACCCCGACAAAAAGUUUGAGACCGUGAAACUGGCUUCCUGGUCCAGGGAAAAGCCGGGAAGCUGGUAUAGCACAUUCCGUCGAGGGAAGAAGUUCUCCUACGUGGAUGCUGAUGGGUCCCCGGUGAACGUGGUACAGUUGACCUUUCUGAAGUUGCUGAGCGCCACAGCCCGCCAGAGCUUUACCUACUCCUGCCAGAACGCCGCUGCCUGGCUGGAUGAAGCUGCUGGCGACCAUGGCCGCUCCCUUCGCUUCCUUGGGACCAAUGGAGAGGAACUGUCCUUCAACCAGACAGCAGCAGCUACCGUCACUGUCCCCUAUGAUGGCUGCCGGCUCCGGAAGGGACAGGCGAAGACCCUCUUGGAGUUCAGCUCUUCCCGAGCGGGGUUUCUGCCCCUAUGGGACCUGGCGGCCACUGACUUUGGCCAGACGAACCAGAAGUUUGGGUUUGAACUGGGCCCUGUCUGCUUUAGCAGCUGAGAAGUCUUGAGGGUGGGCGGGACCAUGAGGAAGCCCCAGAUGGGGCACAUUUGGUGCUGAGGCUUUGAAGCCACCCUAUUUAUCAUCUCCUGUGACUGAGGAGCCAGGGGAAAGUCUGCUCAGCAUGGUCCAACAAUGCUCCUUCUCCAUCCCAGGGGACUGUGGCAGGACUCCAUGGACCCAAGAGUCCAGCCUCCCUGCUGGAACCGCACCCCUGCUGGAACGAAUGUAGUCUGCCUCUUUCUCCCCUCCACGCCCAUUCAAUCUGCACCUGCCCACCCCCGAUCGCCCAGGCAAUGAACUCAUUCACAGCUGAUGGCUGCCCCCCAUGCCUGCCUUCCCUUCCUCAGUCAGUGCCCCCAACAGCCUUUGGUGCUACCCUUCCCAAUAGUUAAGCACUGGACGUCUCCUGAUCCCAGGCUGAGACCCUUCACUCAUUCCUGUUUUCAGGUGGGUUCAGAGUGAAGGAACUGAAGUCAGACUACAGAGGGAAGUGAGACUUCCCUGGACUGAGUUGUGUGUUCCUUUGGCUACUUUAGCCCAGCUCUGAAUACUGGCCCCCUCAUAUCUGCCCUAGUGUACCUUACCAUGCCAGGUGGUUUGGAGGCCAAGAUAUGGGGUAAAUCAGGAUCCUAAUGGUGCUGCCCUAUUUAUAUCUGGGUCUGUAUUAAAAGGGAAAAUCCCCCCUGUUGUGUAUUUAAUCUGCUUCCUCCUUACAGAAGGCUGGGACAUGAUGAAAGAGAUUCUAGCUUGACCCCCUACCCACCCCAGGGCAUAAUGGGCAUCUCGAGUCUGAGAAUAAACCAGUGAACUGUG
Phyllostomus hastatus (greater spear-nosed bat) is the source of this 6296-nucleotide messenger RNA. RefSeq names its product collagen type V alpha 3 chain (gene COL5A3). Gene Ontology annotation, molecular function: extracellular matrix structural constituent. NCBI's taxonomy places the organism in Eukaryota, Metazoa, Chordata, Mammalia, Chiroptera, Phyllostomidae. The record is from RefSeq and is a predicted model, not a curated record. Bases 69 to 5480 code for a protein of 1803 amino acids. The transcript is spliced from 66 exons.